Melitaea cinxia (Glanville fritillary) is the source of this 2274-nucleotide messenger RNA. RefSeq names its product nucleolar protein 10 (gene l(2)34Fd). Bases 175 to 2181 code for a protein of 668 amino acids. The transcript has 10 exons. Gene Ontology annotation, cellular component: nucleolus; 90S preribosome; small-subunit processome. Gene Ontology annotation, biological process: maturation of SSU-rRNA from tricistronic rRNA transcript (SSU-rRNA, 5.8S rRNA, LSU-rRNA). The record is from RefSeq and is a predicted model, not a curated record. Lineage: Eukaryota; Metazoa; Arthropoda; Insecta; Lepidoptera; Nymphalidae. Gene Ontology annotation, molecular function: protein binding.
AUGGCUUUAUUGUAUAUAUAUACACUUCCGUAGUUUGUACUUUGCAAUGGCUCAUGUUGUGAUUUUAUACAGGAAUGGCAAUAACUUGCUGUAGUAAAAUCAAUACACGUAACAAAAUCAAAAGUACAUGUUAAUUUUUUGUGGAUCGAGACAAUUUUUCAUUACUUUAUAACAAUGCAAGUAUCUGAAAUAGAUAAUGUUAAAAUAUACAACCUCAGUGCUGGAAAGUCUCUACCAGAUUGGUUAACAGAAAGAAAAAGGAAAGCUCUUUUAAAGAAAAAUGUAGACCUACGAAGAGGUAUAGAACUUAUUCAGGAAUUUGAUAUGCCUGGAGUUAGCACGAGUAUACGUGUAUCUAAAGAUGGACAGUAUGUCAUGGCGACUGGAAUAUACAAACCAAGAAUAAAAUGUUUUGAUGUAAAUAAUCUAUCAUUAAAAUUUGAAAGGGGUCUUGACUCUGAGGUUGUUACAUUUGAAAUAUUAAGUGAAGAUUAUUCAAAAAUUGUAUUUUUACAAUGUGACCGAUAUGUUGAGUUUCACGUAGGCCAUGGUAGACAUUAUCGUCUUAGGGUUCCACAUUUUGGAAGGGAUAUGAAGUAUCACCGCCCAUCCUGUGAUCUUAUUGUUGUUGGAGCAUCUAAUGAAGUAUAUAGGUUAAAUUUAGAAUUAGGACAAUUUCUGGCUCCAUAUGUAACAAAUGCCACAGAAAUCAAUUGUUGUAGUGUGAAUGAGGAGCAUGGUUUAUUAAUAUUUGGUACUGAAGCCGGUCACGUGGAGGCUUGGGAUCCUCGUACUAAGUCAAGACAAGGCAUCUUGGAUUGUGCACUACACUGCUCUGAUUCAGAAUACAGAAACAGUAGUGUACCUGCAAUAAGUGUACUGAAGUUCAAUGGAGCCCUACAAAUGGGAGUUGGUACCUCAUCUGGUCAUGUUUUAUUGUAUGAUAUUAGGUCUAGUAAACCACUUUUAAUAAAAGACCACAUGAAUGAGAUACCUAUAAAAUGUAUAGAAUUUCAUAAACAGAUGGAAUAUGUUUACUCAAUGGAUGCCAAUGUCGUGAAAAUUUGGGAUGUUAAUACUGGUAAACAAUACACAAAUAUUGAAUCAUCUGUAGGUUUCAAUGAUUUAUGUGUAAUUCCAAAUACCGGUUUAAAUAUGAUGGCGGUCGAAGACGAAAAAAUGCAAAUUUACUAUAUACCAUCAUUAGGACCGGCCCCUAGAUGGUGUUCGUUCUUAGAUAAUGUGACAGAAGAAAUGGAGAGUGCGGCUUCACAAAAUGUUUACGAUGACUAUAAGUUUAUUACUAAACAAGAACUAGAAUCUCUAGGUCUAGAUCACUUACUUGGAACGAAUUUAUUACGGGCGUAUAUGCAUGGAUACUUCGUCGACGUACGAUUGUAUAAAAGAGCUAAAUCAAUCGCUGAUCCGUUUGCAUUCGAAGAAUAUAAGAGACGCAAAAUCAGAGAGAAGAUUGAACAGGAAAGAACAUCAAGAAUUAAAAUCGAUGACAGUUUACCAAAGGUCAAUCGUGAUCUUGCGUCUCGUUUGUUGAACUCUGAUACGAACAAGAAGAAACAGUCUAACAGCUUACUUCAAGAUGACAGAUUUAAGGCUCUAUUUGAAAAUCCUGAUUUUGAAGUUGAUAAAAAUGCUGACGAGUAUCGUUUACUGAAUCCAGUGCUUGCGAGACUCGACAAGAGUAAAUCUAAACCAAAAGUAGCGGCUGAAAAAGUGGAGGAGACAGUUGUGGAUGAGGCUGAAAAAGAUUCGGAUCAAGAACUAUACGAGUCCAGCGACAGUUCUGACGAAGAUAGGACAUGGACGAAAGAAGUGAAAAAGCAACAUAAAAUAAUAAGGAAGAGAAAACAAGGUGAACAUGAAGAUGAGGAGGUUGAACCUGCAAAUAGUGAAAAAGUUUAUGAAUUCUCUAAAGCUCCUAAAACUAAUAACAUAAGAAGUAUAAUGCAUGUUAGUAAAAAGAGCUUGGGAGAGAGAUUAGCGAGAGAGGGUACGGCUGUUGUGACAGGUACAGCAGGUAACAGGGAAAUGAAGUUUACUAUGAGGGAUAAGAAGAGAACAUCUGAAACACAUAAGAAAAUGAAGAAACAUUAUGAAGAAAGGAAACAAAUAGUCAGAAGAACUGGCCAUUUGAUUAAAAAGAGACUUCCAAAGAUGUUAUAAAAAUAAAACUUUGAAUUUAUAUGAUAUUUUUUGUUUAUUUAUAUGUUGAGAAACUAUUACAACUGAGAAAAGAAAUGAAAUUCUGUGAAACAA